CCGACUCAAUCCUCCGUAGAAGUGUGUGUAUUGCUGUCAGCGAAACGAAAGGGGCCAAGACGCCGUGCAAACGUGCCAAAGGAAACUACAAGCCAAGCUUUCGAGGCUUCGGACUAGUUGUUUUCGUUACCAAACCUGUGUAAAGCCAUUCGUUUUUGUGAAGGCGACUGCCCUCGAAGAGGUGUAUACGGUAUGGCUUUGUCUCGUUGAACGCCCGGCCUUGCCUGCGGCUGCUCUGAGGCCCUCUCUUCUCCUGUGCUGGGCUUGGGCCGCUGCUCUGCCAUCUCCCACUCUUUCAUACUCCCAGGAUGGACUUGCACUUCUACUCGGGGCUCUCGGAUGGCCCGCUCGCACAGAACGAGACGCAGUUUCUGGACACUUCGCACGUCUUUAACAACGGAUUCAGCUCUGUAAGCAAGUUUCCAGGAAGCAGUGACAACUAUUUGACUAUCACUGGAAGUGGUCAUCCAUUUCUGACUUCAGCUGAGACUUUUCACACACCAAGUUUAGGAGAUGAAGAAUUUGAAAUUCCUCCCAUCUCUCUUGACCCAGAUCCCUCCCUAGCAGUGACUGAUGUGGUGGGCCACUUUGAUGAGCUUAGGGACCCAGCUGUGUCUGGGGGAAGCACAGGGCCUGAUGCUUCUUACAGUGGUCCCUUUACUACUCAGGGGCUGGAUCAUCUAACUAUGAGUGGAGGGCUGAUUGGUACCACCUUAAACAUGGACCUUGGCCACUCUAUAGGUUCUCAGUAUACAUCCACUUCUCCAGUGACCAUUGAUGUUCCUCUGAGUGAUAUAAACCAUAGCUUACUUGGGCACAGUCAGCUGACAACCAUUGAUCAGUCUGAGUUGAGUUCACAGCUUGGUCUUAGUUUGGGGGGAGGUGCUAUCCUUCCCCGCCCACAGACUCCAGAGGAACAGUUAUCAGCAACGCCUUCUCCUUCAAGUUCCUUACAUGAAGAGGACAGCGAAGACUUCAAAAAGGUAUCUGAGAAACAAGGGCUGGUUGAAUCUCCAGUGGCUGUCUCCCCUUCCUUGGUUGGAGUGGUUGCAACAGGAGGUAGCACAGUUGUACGAAAAGCUAAGCCUCCGAAAAAAUCAAAGAAGAAAAAAGACCCAAACGAACCUCAGAAGCCUGUGUCUGCUUAUGCCCUUUUUUUUAGGGACACGCAGGCAGCUAUCAAAGGACAAAAUCCAAAUGCCACUUUUGGAGAAGUUUCUAAAAUUGUAGCAUCUAUGUGGGACAGUUUAGGAGAGGAUCAGAAACAGGUGUACAAACGAAAGACUGAAGCAGCAAAGAAAGAGUAUUUAAAAGCUCUUGCAGUAUAUAAAGCAAACCAGCUCUCCCAGAAUGUUGAAGUAAUGGACACCGAGCCUGUACAGCCUGCACCAUCUCCAUCACCACCUCCACCGCCGCCACCACCUCCACCUCCUGCUCCAAAGCCAGCUCCUAAGCGGUCCCACUCUGCUGUGUCGAAUUCAAACAACAAUACCAUCACUAACAUCUGCACUUCUAAUAUCAUCCUUAACCACCCCCAGGUUAUAACUAGGUCACGGACUGGUGCUAUUGCCCCACAGUCCUCCAACCAGCAUUCAUCUGCUUCAUCUCAGCAAACCACUACGCCAACAGUUGCCAAAAUUAUUAUAUCCAAACAAAUACUUUCUGGCGCAGGACGCCAAAUUCCUACUUCAAUGGUUACAGUCCUCCCUGCAACAAGAGGGCUUCAGAUACAAACUGCCCCAGCUGUUACAACAGUAAGCCCAGCACCAGCUCGCCCCCUGCUUAGUCAACCUCCACCAUUGCAGCAGAUUCCUCCUCCACGUCUUCAACAAAUGGUGCAUCCUCAACCACCUCCUCCUUUGCAAGCCAAACCCAGGGGAGCUGGGUUAGCUGUGACUGCUGCAGCAGUACCACCCCCUCCUCUUCAAAUUAAGAUCGUUCCAGCUCCUGUUCCUGUGCAAAUUCAAGCUGAACCUGCCCCUGUCGCCCAGCCACCACCACCACCACCUCCCUUGCUAGUAAGUGCAACUUCUUGUUCACCCCCAUCUGAAACUUUGGAAGUUACGCCAGAUGGAAAUGUUUCUAAUUCUUCACCUGUGGUGGCCGAAGUACACGAGGAACCUGAAGAAUUACACCCUGAAGAGGUGGAGGUUCAGUUGGUUAGUGGGUCACCUCCUACACAGGAAAUGCCUUCUCCACCUACUAGUCGCUGUUUAAGGGAUGGAUGUCCCAAUCCUGCAGUGGAAAGCAAGGACUGGGAUAGGGAAUACUGCAGCAAUGAGUGUGUUGCAACACACUGCAGAGACAUCUUCAUAACCUGGUGUUCAAUCCGAGGGGCCAGCAGUACUACAGCUGUGAAAUAAUGCUUAUGAUCGAUUGAUAACCAUCCAGCAAGGAGAACUGUCCUAGAGCAGGAAAAACAUCCUUCAAAACGUUUAAUCCUUCCUGCUGUUGUGCGUUAUGCUAACUUUUGUCUUUGUGAGAAUGAAGAAACACUAAUACCACCAAGUCUUGUUUCCAAUUCUUUCAGAAAAUGGUGUUUUGGCAGCUUUUAUUGAAAUAAAAGCCUACAUUUUUACAGUUUCAUAUCCAUAUUACAUUUCUUGUCAAGGAGUGGAAGUGUCAAGAAGUUCUUAUUGCCUUUGUUGAAGCACAGUGUAUGAAGACAUUCCACAUACCAACAAUAUGUGGUUUUUUUUAUGGAGAUAUCAAAAAUGUUUGGGUAAGAAAGUGUAAACCCAUGGUAUGGAAAGGUCAUUGAAUCCAGUGGGAUGUGAGGAAAAGAGAACCUCUGAGAACCAGAGAUGUGAUAUAAGCUGUUUAGUAGUUCCAGGAUAUUUAGUCAAAGAAAAAAUCUAAUGGUCUUCUUAAUUGUCAAUAGGAGGCAACCCUCUCACCCAUUAAAAAAAGUUUUUAUUUAUUGUGAAAAUAUCUGGCCCUGUUGGAUUUUAUGCUGCAUCAUGCUGAUGUCUCACCAACAGUUCUGAAAUCAAGUUUGUCUUGGAUUUAUUCAAGGUCAUACUUAUUUGUAAGGUCAUUAUUCGUGGUUCCAUUAGUGCUUAUAUAUAAUAAAUAAAACAAACAAUAGAGUUGUAUUGGUAAGACAGUUUGUUUAAAAUACAUCACAGAAUUGCAAUAUUGGUGUUUUAUAUACAUAUGUAAAAGAAAAAAAAUUCAAUUGUAGCAAAGAAUCCAAAAGUUAUGUGUUCUUUUUUUUGGAUUUGUCAACUGCCCUUUAGAGUAAGUACUUCUCAUGUGUAGAAUUGUCUUUACUUGCUACUUCCUUUUUCUUAGAACACUUUUUUUUCUCUCGUUAUUUUUUAUUAUCUGAACUUAGACAAAGAAAACCACUAGUGUUCGUUCAUGAGUGCAAUGUUCGUAUUUAUUGUAGUCCAUGGGGCAGUAAUAAUGGGGAGUGCAGGUUCUGUCAUGAGGGGGGGCACUACCUCUAUAGACCCUUCUGCAAAAUGUCUGGUUACAGCAGGAAUUGGCUUUUUGUACAUCUUGUUAAGGCCAGCAGUGAGGUCUCGUCUCGUUUGUGCGGGGGUACUGAGCUUGAUGGUGCCAGCAGUUGAACGACUUUUGGAUAUGUUUGAAUGGGAUUUUAACUAUCCUAUGUUUUACUUGAUUUCAUAUUUCAAGUUAAUUUAUAUUAAAUCCUCUUAAUCUGAACCCAGUGGUGCCCUUAAUACAAUUCUAUGUCCAAGUCACAUUGUUUUUGUGAUUAAUGUUGGAUAAUUCAUCCUAGAACAGAACCUUUAAUGAAAACGAAGCUAGCUUGAACUACACAUGUGAAAGUAAUGGGUUUGGGUAUGGCUGUCCCCUUUUAAUCUAGAAUAAUUUUCAGAUUUUAGAUGUUAUUUCAAAAAAAAAAAAAUAUUUUUUUCCCCCUACCCCAUUCCAUUCUUGUUUUACUAAUGUCAUUCACAAUGAAGUUGACUGUAAAUAAAUGUCUUCAGUGGAAGAAAUGUUACAAAUA
Molecule: messenger RNA, 3979 nt
Organism: Polypterus senegalus (gray bichir)
Lineage: Eukaryota; Metazoa; Chordata; Cladistia; Polypteriformes; Polypteridae
Gene: tox4b
Product: TOX high mobility group box family member 4 b
Exons: 9
Coding region: 309-2363 (684 amino acids)
Biological process (GO): regulation of transcription by RNA polymerase II
Cellular component (GO): nucleus
Molecular function (GO): chromatin DNA binding
Source: RefSeq, a predicted model, not a curated record